ACCCACUUUGUGUAGGGGCGGCCCUGCACACCAACUCGACCCCCUGCGGUUAACACCCUGCCUGUAAUUCUCCGCCUGGUUACUAAGGGAGGUGGACCGAGACCUAGUGCCUGCGCACUUCAAUCCGAAACCGUCUAGCGUGACGCUCGGCCUCGUCCUGUGGCGGACCCAGGCUUGAAGCUGAGAGGAAGCGAUUGAGACUUCCACGCUCUUGCAAGGCCAGGGGGAAUUCGCUGUGGCAGGAGCCGGGGCGGAGGGGGCGAUGUUACGUAUCCCCAGCAGAGCCGCCCUGUGGCUGUUGGUGUCCGCCGCGCCGAGGCUUUUUCUGGUUAGGACUACAUUUCCCAGAGGCCCCCGCGAGCACUGGGCCCCUGGCGCCUUUGUGUCCUCCGGAGGCCGAGUCGCUUAUUUCCAGGCCCGCGGAGGCUGAGUUCCUUCAGAUUCAGGGCAGAAGGUGGGCCCGAGAGGAGGUUGCCGGAGCCUUCCGGGCUGGGACCCGAUCUUCCGGCAGUUCAGUUCUGCAGGACUGUGCCAUUUCUCAAGUGAAGAGCCAAGGGGAGGAAAGAAUGGCUGUUGGACUUCUUAAAGCCAUGUACCGGGAGUUGGUGACCUUCAGAGAUGUAGCUGUAGACUUCUCCCAAGAGGAGUGGGAUUGUCUAAAUUCUUCUCAAAGGCAUCUGUACAGUAAUGUGAUGUUGGAGAAUUACAGGAUCUUAGUAUCACUGGGACUUUGUUUUUCUAAACCAAGUGUGAUAUUGUUGUUGGAACAAGGGAAGGAGCCCUGGAAAGUGAAGAGAGAGUUGACAAGAGGUUCGUGCUCAGAUUGGGAAUCUAUGUGUGAGACUAAAGAGAUGACCCCAAAGCAUGAUAUUUAUGAAGCACAAUCAUCUCAGAAGGUAAUAGAAAAACUUACAAGUUGUGGCCUUGAAUACUCCAGUUUGAAAGAAGAAUGGAAAUAUGAAGGCCAUUUUGAGAGGCAACCAGUGAAUCAGAAGGCAUGUUUCAAAGAAGAGACAAUCACUCAUGAAGAAACCUCUGUUGAUGAGAGAGGACAAGAAUAUAACAAAACUUGGGGAAGUUUUCAUCCCAGCACACUACUUCAUACACAACAGAUAAUCCCCAAAGAGGAGAAAGUACAUAAACAUAACACACAGAAAAGCUUUAAGAAAAAAUUAAUGGCCAUUAAGUCCAAGGGUAUUUUUACAGAGAAGAAACUUCUGAAGUGUAAUGACUGUGAAAAAGUCUUCAGCCAGAGCUCAUCCCUUACUCUUCAUCAAAGAAUUCAUACUGGAGAAAAGCCCUAUAAAUGUGUAGAAUGUGGGAAAGCCUUUAGCCAGAGAUCAAAUCUUGUUCAGCAUCAAAGGAUUCAUACUGGAGAGAAACCCUAUGAAUGUAAAGAAUGUAGGAAAGCCUUCAGUCAGAAUGCACAUCUAGUUCAACACCUGAGAGUUCAUACUGGAGAAAAACCUUAUGAAUGCAAAGUGUGUAGGAAAGCCUUCAGCCAGUUUGCUUACCUUGCUCAGCAUCAGAGAGUUCAUACUGGAGAGAAACCCUAUGAAUGUAUUGAAUGUGGGAAGGCUUUUAGCAAUAGAUCAUCUAUUGCUCAACACCAGAGAGUUCAUACUGGGGAGAAACCUUAUGAAUGUAAUGUUUGUGGGAAGGCAUUUAGCCUUCGUGCAUACCUUACUGUACAUCAGAGAAUACAUACGGGAGAGAGACCCUAUGAAUGUAAAGAAUGUGGGAAGGCCUUCAGCCAGAAUUCACAUCUUGCUCAGCAUCAGAGAAUUCAUACUGGAGAAAAACCUUAUAAAUGUCAGCAAUGUAGGAAAGCAUUCAGCCAAAUUGCCUACCUUGCUCAACAUCAGAGAGUUCAUACUGGAGAAAAACCCUAUGAAUGUAUUAAAUGUGGGAAGGCUUUUAGCAAUGAUUCAUCCCUUACUCAACAUCAGAGAGUUCAUACUGGAGAGAAGCCUUAUGAAUGUAAUGUUUGUGGAAAGGCAUUUAGUUACUGUGGAUCCCUUGCCCAACAUCAGAGAAUUCAUACAGGAGAGAGACCCUAUGAAUGUAAGGAAUGCAAGAAAACCUUUAGGCAGCAUGCACAUCUUGCUCAUCAUCAGAGAAUUCAUCUUGGGGAGUCCCUCUCACCACCCAAUCCAGCCAAUCACCAAGUCCUGUAGACUAUCCCAUAAAUACUUCCAGAAUUGAUACUCUUUUUUCCAUCUCUAAUGUUGACAUCCUAGUCUAAGGUUCAUCUCAUCUGGAUCACUGCUAUAGCUUUCUAACAGGUCUUCCUGUAUUAACUUUUGGUUCUCUUGAGUUCAUUUCCCACCAUGAACCCAAACUGAUCUUUUUUUGAAGUGUAGGAAUAUAUACAUCACUGCCUCCAGUUAAAAGUUUUUUUGGCUUGCUAUUGUUCUUAAGUUAAUAUCCACAGUCAUUAAAACUGUAUGAGGAGCUUCA
Phacochoerus africanus (Common warthog) is the source of this 2460-nucleotide messenger RNA. RefSeq names its product zinc finger protein 570. The transcript is spliced from 5 exons. Gene Ontology annotation, cellular component: transcription regulator complex; PcG protein complex. NCBI's taxonomy places the organism in Eukaryota, Metazoa, Chordata, Mammalia, Artiodactyla, Suidae. Bases 567 to 2177 code for a protein of 536 amino acids. Gene Ontology annotation, molecular function: DNA-binding transcription factor activity, RNA polymerase II-specific; RNA polymerase II cis-regulatory region sequence-specific DNA binding. The record is from RefSeq and is a predicted model, not a curated record. Gene Ontology annotation, biological process: regulation of transcription by RNA polymerase II.